This is a messenger RNA of Sipha flava (yellow sugarcane aphid), 1504 nucleotides long. It is a transcript of the gene spn-A, whose product is annotated as DNA repair protein RAD51 homolog 1. The coding region runs from base 280 to 1299 and encodes 339 amino acids. Gene Ontology annotation, molecular function: ATP hydrolysis activity; double-stranded DNA binding; single-stranded DNA binding. Lineage: Eukaryota; Metazoa; Arthropoda; Insecta; Hemiptera; Aphididae. Gene Ontology annotation, biological process: DNA recombinase assembly; mitotic recombination; reciprocal meiotic recombination. The transcript is spliced from 7 exons. Gene Ontology annotation, cellular component: condensed nuclear chromosome. The record is from RefSeq and is a predicted model, not a curated record.
UGCGUCGUUCGGAACCGUGGGUACCACCACUUUCGCGCCAAUUGCUUUGUCCCGUGUUCAAGUGACCGUUUUUGAUAACGAUUCAAAAUGAACAGCAUUGAAACAAAUCGACAUUGACACAUCGCUGACCUCACCGUGCUCUCCGACGAUCCGAAAUAUUCCAUUUUGCAAGUCUCGUGGUUCGCGUUGACACACCGCGUGGAGUGAUCGCACCGCGUUCAAUCGGUUUCAAAUACAUAUUUCAAAUCCAGUAAUUUCAUUUUCAUCCAAAAACCAAAAAUGGCCAUGGCUUCAAUUUCUCACGUUGAAGAAGCAGUUGAAGAUCAUGAAGAAGAUGAUGGACCAAUUCCAAUCUCAAAACUUGAAGAACAAGGCUUUGCUAGUGGAGAUAUAAAAAAGCUUCAAGAAGCUGGAUUUCACACAGUUGAAUCUAUUGCUUUUGUGACAAAAAAGCAUUUGAUUACCAUAAAAGGUAUAAGCGAAGCGAAAGCAGAUAAAAUAUUGGCAACAGCAUCUAAAAUGAUUCCACUUGGUUUUACUUCAGCUACAGUAUUUCACUUAAAAAGAUCUGAAAUCAUUCAAUUAACAACUGGUUCAAAGGAAUUAGAUCGUCUAUUAGGCGGAGGUAUUGAAACUGGUUCAAUCACAGAAAUAUUUGGAGAAUUUAGAACUGGUAAAACGCAAUUGUGCCUUACUUUGGCUGUUACUUGUCAGUUGCCCAUUAGCCAAAAUGGUGGAGAAGGUAAAUGCCUUUUCAUUGAUACUGAAGGUACGUUCCGACCAGAACGUUUGUUGUCAGUAGCUGAAAGGUAUCAAUUAGUGGGAAGUGAUGUACUUGAUAAUAUUGCUUGUGCUAGAGCAUACAAUACAGAUCAUCAAACACAAUUGUUACUUCAAGCUGCUGCUAUGAUGGCCGAAUCAAGAUAUGCAUUAUUAAUUGUAGAUAGUGCUAUGGCUUUAUACAGAACUGAUUAUUCUGGUAGAGGAGAAUUAUCAGCUAGACAAAAUCAUUUAGCCAGGUUCCUUAGAAUGUUAUUACGUCUAGCAGAUGAGUUUGGCGUUGCUGUUGUCAUUACCAAUCAGGUGGUUGCUCAGGUUGAUUGUGCAACUAUGUUUGCAGCUGACCCAAAAAAACCUGUCGGAGGAAAUAUAAUGGCACACUCAUCUACUACUAGAUUGUAUUUGCGUAAGGGUAGAGGGGAAACAAGAAUAUGUAAGAUAUAUGAUUCUCCUUGUUUACCAGAAUCUGAAGCCAUGUUUGCUAUUAAUGCUGACGGUGUUGGUGAUGUAAAAGAAUAAUUUUUUUCUUAAUUAUUAUUAUUAUUUUUUUAAUUAUUAUUAUUAUAUAUUUUUCACUACUAAGAAUUUAUUUUUUUGUUCAAUUUGAUUGAUAAUCUUACUGUAGAACCUAAGUGUAAAUAGUAUUUUUUGACAUUUAUUAGGUUCAAACAUUAAAAUUAUAUUACAUCUAUUUAAUGCUCCUUAUUUUGAUAUCCCAUUGUCU